Messenger RNA from Dentiscutata erythropus, 801 nucleotides. Lineage: Eukaryota; Fungi; Glomeromycota; Glomeromycetes; Diversisporales; Gigasporaceae. The record is from the annotation of a GenBank genome assembly.
AUGUUAGAAGAAAGACAACCUACCCCUGAACAUAUUAAAGAAAAAUAUAAAACACCACCUCCUACAGUUAUUGAAAGUGAAGAGAAUAAAGAAAAAAGACAACGAAAUAAAAGAGCUACUAAAAAAAGAUAUUAUGAUAAACUAAAAAAACAAGCUGAAGAACAAGGAUCUUUAAAUAGAACAAGAUCUAAAAUUUCUCCAAUAUCAUCAAGAACAAAAUCACAAACAGAACUUUGUUGUUUAGAUGAAUAUGAAAAGAAGAUAAAGAAAAAAAAGAACAAUAGUAAUAGUAAUAGUAAUUAUAAUAGUAAUAAUAAUAAUAAUAAUAAUAAUAAUAAGGAUAAUAGAAAUAAUAAUGAAGAUAAAGAUAAUAAUAAAAAUGAUAAUAGUAAUGAAAAUUAUAAUAAAGAUGAUGAUAGAAAUGAUGAUAGAGAUAAUGAUAGAGAUAAUGAUAGAGAUAAUGAUGAUGAUAAUAAUAAUAGAAAUGAUGAUGAUAAUAAUGAUGAUGAUAAUAAUAAUAGAAAUGAUAAUGAUAGAGAUGAUGAUGAUAAUAGUGAUAAUAAUGAUGAUAAUAAUAUUAAAAAACAUAGAUUAGAAAAAAUGAAUAUUAUUUCACAACUUAAACUACCACUACUAGCAAUUGAAAUUUUACUUACAGAAGAAGAUCCAGAAUCUAAUAAACUUUUUGUUUUUAAAAUAAUAGCAUAUAAUCAAAUAUUUGCUUUUACAUCAAUUAGUGGUACAAUAUUAGAUAAAAAACUUGCCAAUGCUAAAAAAGGAGUUUAUACUUAUAAAAUUUGA